Messenger RNA from Phlebotomus argentipes, 602 nucleotides. Its product is annotated as transmembrane protein 60. The transcript is spliced from 2 exons. NCBI's taxonomy places the organism in Eukaryota, Metazoa, Arthropoda, Insecta, Diptera, Psychodidae. The coding region runs from base 216 to 602 and encodes 128 amino acids. The record is from RefSeq and is a predicted model, not a curated record.
UUGAAUAAAACCGGGUUGCAGUUCAAGUACAAGUGUGCUUAUUUGUUAGGAGAUAUAUUGGAGGAGUUCGACAACUGGGUCGUUGUCAACCAUAACCAUCAAAAUCAUCAGCUGAACUCCCCAAACUUCUUGCUGAACGAAUUGCUGGAGUCAAGCCAGGAUGAUUGUUUGCCAGUGAACACCAAGCAAGAGCUUCUGGACGUUUCCUGGUCAGGAUGACGCUCGUCCAUCGCGCUUUGUUCACCUGGUUCAUUGUCCUCGUGUUCCUCAUCCUCCUGUGCCUGCGUCUGGAGACCCGGACGCACUGGAAUUGGUUCGUGGUGUUCAUUCCGCUUUGGAUAUUCGAUGCAAUCCUCCUGAUCUACGUUCUCAUCAAGAUUGUGACCAAGUGGCGAAAUCUCACGCGACUCAAGGAACUCCUGAUGCAGUACCAAAGCUACAUCUGCACAGUUCUGCUCAAGAUAGCCAUUCAGAUAAUGAUUUGCCUGAAGCUCGAGUACCCGAGUCUCGAACUCUCCAUCUUCACCGUGAUGAUUCCCAUCUGGAUCCUGCUGCCCGCGACAAUAGCCUACGUCUUCAUGCACAUGGUGCGAGCCAAGUAA